Molecule: messenger RNA, 4560 nt
Organism: Fopius arisanus
Lineage: Eukaryota; Metazoa; Arthropoda; Insecta; Hymenoptera; Braconidae
Product: retinal-specific ATP-binding cassette transporter
Biological process (GO): transmembrane transport; lipid transport
Cellular component (GO): intracellular membrane-bounded organelle; membrane
Molecular function (GO): ABC-type transporter activity; ATP binding; ATP hydrolysis activity
Source: RefSeq, a predicted model, not a curated record
CUAGGAAUAGUUCGUCAUCAAUAAUAGCAAACGAGGAACGAGGAAAUAAAUAUACAAAUGACUCUAACAAGACAGGAUGGUCUAGUGACGAGACUCUAGUCUACCGCAGUGUCAGUAUCGGUGAUAACCGGGUUGACAGUCGAAGAAGACAUAAACCGACAGUGGACGUAGUAUCCGGGAGAAACCGCCCGACAAGUUAUUCAGUGCCAGUAAUUUCGAGUCCACGUCAGGAGAACAUCAAAUCAUGAACGAGACACUGAGAAUAUUCUUCAUCCUAGUUAAAAAGAAUUUUCAAGUCCGAGGAAAAUGUUGGUUUCGGAGUAUAGGAGUCCAAGUGAUUCUUUCAAUCGGUUUAUUUCUCAUGGGCCAGAGUAUUGGUUUAUUUACUGGUGCACCACCAGAAGAUGUAGACACCACGACUUACUAUCCAAUUAAAUCCAAAGAAGAAAUUCUGAUGCGAACCAAUUGGAUAAAUCUCAUUCGCUUUACUCCAGAAAACAGGAUGACGAUUGAUCUGAUGGCGCGGACACAAAAAUGUCUUAAAUACAAGCCGAAAGUGAAUGGGACAGUUGAUGAGGACACAAUGGUGAAGGAUUUAAUCAGUGACAGUUCUAGAAGUUCAUACAUGACAUCUAUAGGAAUUAUCUUUGAGACUCUCAGUGGAAAUUCCGUGCCAACGAAUUUUAAAUAUAAAAUCAGAUCAAGAGAUCCUCUGCGAAUGGAUUUGUACGACUCGCAGGAGAAUGGAAUGUUGGCCGAUACAUUUAAUUUUUCACCAAUUAUGGCAUUACAAUUAUGCGUUGAUGAAGCCUACAUUGAUUGGGUUUCAGAAAGUUCUUCUCAAUUCAAGAAAUUGCAACCGAAGAUUUUCAUGCAACAAAUGCCUUAUCCCCCGUACACAAAGAUGGGUGCAGACAUGUCCAUUGGGACGCAAGCUUUUUCGGAAAUCAUCAAAUUCAUCUUCUUGAUUAUUCUCUGCAUCGAGAUGGCUUACCCGGCUAAUGAAAAACAUAUUGGGAUUAAUAUUCUCAUGUCUGUCAAUGGAGUCACAACGGGCAUGAAUCUCUUCAGUUGGCUUCUGAGUGCAGCCUUAUUCAGUACUCUUUAUCUAGCUCCAUUUGUGGUAAUUAUGGUAUACUUCGGACCGAAUAAUGCUGUACCAUUUUUAACUCGUGGAAAUCCAUUUAUUGUAUGGCUGGUCCUGUUCGUCAAUAUCUGCCACGUAUUUUCCUUCGGUUACCACUUGUCAUCUUAUUUUUGGAAACCUUCUAAAGGAAUCUCCAUAACCUUCAUGAUUUGGAUUAUAAUCAAUUCUGCUACGACCUACGCUGCUUCCAAUACUCUUCAACACUUCCUCCCGUACCUUGGCGUAAUAUUCCCAGGCAUCCUCUUUCAAAGAAUGUUCGACGAAAUCAGCAUGUACGAGAGGAAACUCAUCGGUCUCAACUGGUCGAAUAUGUUCACCAUUGGUUCAGUACACGCUCCAGCUGAAGGAAGUGUUGGAGUCAUGUUGAUCUUCUCCAUCAUCGGUAUUCUCUUAAACUUUUACUUGGCGGUUUUCAUUCAGGCAAUUCACCCCGGCAAAUACGGAGUCAGCCGAAAUCCCUUCUCUUGUUUCCGAAAUAAAUGCAAUGAUCAACUCGACGAAAAAAAAAUCGACCUUGAUAAAACAAAUUGUAUCGGCAAACAAUUUGAAGAGGUCCCUCGAGGAUCCUCUCCGCCAGGAAUAAGAAUCAGAGGAUUGAAAAAGACAUAUACAAGGGGUUGGACGAAAUCAUCAAAGGUUGAGGCACUCAGGGGAGUCUCUAUGGAUUUUUACAAAAGUCAAAUAACAGCUUUACUUGGUCACAAUGGUGCUGGUAAAACGACAAUGAUGUCGAUUCUAUCAGGGUUAACAAGUUUAACAGAUGGUAUAGUUCUCAUCGAUGGUAAAAAUAUUCAGCAAGAUCCAAUCAGCAUAAAGAAUAACAUCGGCCUCUGCCCCCAGGAGAACAUGGUCUUUCCAGAAUUAACAGUUUACCAACACCUUUUCUUCUUCGGAACUCUGAAAGCCCGUAAUAAAAAUAACACCGAGUUAAAAUCGGAAAUUAAUGCUUUAUUAGAUAAAAUGAAUCUAACGGACAAGCGGAAUGUCAUUCCUAAACAGUUGUCCGGAGGCCAAAAGAGAAGAUUGUGCCUUGCAAUGGCUGUGAUUGGUGAUGGAAAUGUCUUGAUACUGGACGAACCUACAUCUGGAAUGGAUGCACAGAGUAAACGCGAAGUCUGGGACAUUGUGCUGAAAAUGAGAGGUACAAAGACGAUAAUAAUAAGUACACACGACAUGGAGGAGGCUGAUAUCCUUGGAGAUAGAAUAGCAAUAAUGCAAACAGGCAAAUUGAAGAGCUAUGGAACGUCAAUGUUUCUGAAGAAAUUGUACGGAGAUGGUCAAGUGGAAGUGACACUGUCUAUCGAACCAUGGUGUGACCCUUCGAAAAUAAUCCAAGAGGUUGGAAUCUCAGCUCAGUUAUUGAGUCAAGACGAGGGUAAAAUGGUUCUAACAAUUCCUCAAGUGGAAUCAUUACCACAAACUCUAGAUCAUCUAGAAUCAUCCCGAAAUGCUUUAGGUAUCACUGGAAUGAGUGUUUCGUUAAUAACAUUAGAGCAAGUAUUCCUGAGAGUGACGAGAGAGGAUGCUGAUAGAGUUGAAUCAAGAGAGCCAAUGAAAUACUCAGAAAAGACAACAGGCAUCGAGUAUUUUCGUCAGUGUUUUUUUGCCUUUUUGCUGAAGAAAUUCACAUCGAGCAGGAAAAAUAUCUGGUCAUUCUUGCUGACAUUAUUAUUACCCAGUUUGGCAUGUAUAGUAAUGCUGGCAGCAUUCAGUGGAACAACGGAUCCAACGAGAUCACUCUCCUUAACAUUAAAUGCUUAUGACUCCCCACAGGCCUUUGUUAAAUCUUCAGAUUCCGAUUUGUCCCGUACGUACGUAAAAAGUAUGAGUCAGUUCGGAGGUAGAGCGGAGAUUCUUCGAGAGCCGACUACAAGUGUCACAGAUGCUCUUUUAAAGGUUGCUAAAGAUGACAUCGGAGUGUACAGAAAUAAAUACAUUGUUUCUGCUGAGUUUUAUCAGAUGGAUAUGAAUAUAACAGCCAAUGGAUUUUACUCGGGCGGUGCAUAUCUAGGGAUGCCCGUAACUUUAAAUACUCUGUCGAAUGCUAUUUUGAAGGCUCUAACCAUGAAUGAUGCCUACACUAUUGACGCUUCAGUCCAGCAGAUCCCAAUAAUCUGGGCAAUUCCUCAACGAGAGGUAGCUGAUGGCUGGCUCGCCACAAGUGGUAUUAUACUGUUUAUGGCAGUGACCAUUGCCUUAUAUGUUACUCAGCCUCUUGAAGAAGCUCGUUGUGGUGUAAAACAGCUGCAAAUUAUGACUGGGGCUUCGAAAUUCUCGUAUUGGGUCAGCAUGUUCGUAUUCGAUUUCUUGCAGUACGUAAUAUCCUGCCUUAUACUACUAGUUGUAUUGAUUAUCGUGGAUAAAGCGCUGGCCACAAAAUUAUACGGUGAGACAGAAAUCCUUAUAUCCUUGGAACUAAUGUUUCUCCUUGGGUUGAGCAUGCUGCCAUUUGUUUAUUGCCUCAGCUUCCUGAAGAAAACAUUGACUGCUACUAAAAUGUUUCAAUUAAUUGCUCCGGUAGUACUAGGAUUGUUGCAAGUGAUACUUACUCUCACUUCAAUGGCUUUGAGAAAUCAUUCUAUGGAGAUCUUCAAGGAUUUUGUGGCAUCAAUUGUUCAAAUGUAUCCUCUUCUGAGUUUUAUGUAUGCACAUUCAACUUUCUUCACUGUUGUAUCGAAGAACGCCAGAUGUCGGAGAAUGACUUCAGAAUUUACUAAUGUUUUAUGCGUCCUUCAUGAUCCUUGCUGUGAGGCACAAUGUACCAAUGGUGACUGCAAAAAUCCAUUUCCUUAUUUCGGUGAAAACGACUUAAAAUUUCUUCCAAAUCUGGCUACUAGUAUGAUGUACAUGGCAGGUUCAUUUUUAUUUUUCUCUGCAAUAAUUUUCAUAAUUGAACAGCGGUUUUUCCAGAGAAUCAUUAUGAGAAUUAUCAGGAAUAAAUCGAAAACAUUCAAUACUACAGAAAUGGAUGAAUUGGUGAUGAAGGAGAAGAGAGUUGUUGCCGAUGCAGUGGAAAACCGAAGGAAUGGAAUUUUCAGUAAUGUAAAUGAGAAUUUAAUGCUUGUGAACAAUUUACACAAGAGAUACAGAAGUCUUGAGGUAGUGAAAGGGAUCAGCUUCAGGGUGAAAGAGGGUGAAUGUUUCGGAUUGCUAGGGGUGAAUGGUGCUGGAAAGAGUACGACGUUCAGAAUGCUGACUGGCGAGGAAAUACCUAAUGAUGGACAAAUGUGGUUGAGAAAUUUUAAUAUUGAAAGCCAUCGUGUUGAAUAUCUGCGAGAAAUGGGUUACUGUCCUCAGCAAGAUGCUAUUAUGGGGAACCUGAAUACUUGGGAUCAUUUGUACUUAUUCGCAAGGCUUCGAGGUGUUCCGAAGGAUCAAGUACAGGAUGUCGUCGAGAAAUGGAUUAGGAAACU